Messenger RNA from Gloeophyllum trabeum ATCC 11539, 438 nucleotides. RefSeq lists its product as uncharacterized. The coding region runs from base 44 to 361 and encodes 105 amino acids. The transcript has 2 exons. The record is from RefSeq and is a predicted model, not a curated record. NCBI's taxonomy places the organism in Eukaryota, Fungi, Basidiomycota, Agaricomycetes, Gloeophyllales, Gloeophyllaceae.
CGAGGAUCGCCGCAAAGACAACAAGGAGAAACUAGGCAUGGUGAUGGGCGUCCGCUCCCGGCUUCGGUCCCUCUGUAUUUCGGUCUCGUCCACGGUUUUGGGUAGCGUCGUCGGACAGGUAAAUGGUACAUCGCCCAUCCUGGAGGAGCUGCAAAUCAGCGUCACGGGUGCUUUCGGUGCGGCAAACCUGACUCCUUUCACGUCCCCGGUCUUGCGGCGUCUUCGGCUUAGUGGCCUCGACAGCCUGAAUGACUUCAGGAUGCUCUUCACGCCGACGUUGACUGAAGUGGUCUACCCAACCUUACGGACCUUAAGCUCAGUCUGGAUCUCGGACCUAUCCCGAUCAACCCUGGAGUUAUGAUCCAACUCGACAAGUUACCAUUCCCCUCCCUGCGGACCCUAUCCAUCGAUCUCUAUGGCCUCCGCGACGCGAAACUG